UUGAGCAUUGCGCGCGAAUGCAUUGUUCGCAAGCCUGGUCAGGUAAGAAGCAACCUCUAUAGAUGUAGCCGCGAAUGCAUAACUUUUUGAAAUAAACAACCUGUAAUUUGAAACUCAAGGCACUCUUCGUGCAACUGGGCAAAUACAAGCUGGGUAAGUUUCUCCUCCGCAUGUUUAAAACGCUCUUUUUCGGAAAGUGGUUUCACUUAUACUCCUUGAAAGUGUACCGGGUAUAUGCAUCGCUGUACUUUAUCUUUGGCUAUGAACGAGAUGAGAACGAAUUCGCUAUCCUUGAACUGAUCCAGAAUUGUGUCGAAGCCAUGGAUGCUUACUUUGAAAAAGUGACGGAGUUGGACAUUGUGUGCAAUCUCGAAAAGGUGCACAUGAUCAUGGAAGAGACAGUGGCCAAAGGAUAUUGCUUGGAGACCAAUCAAGGCCGAAUCCUGGAAGGAAUCACCGCUCUUUGAAGCGGAGACAAACCCGUAGUAAUAGCUAGCCUGUCUCUGUCGCUCGCUCUAAUAUGUCUUGAGCGAUAGUAUAUAGAAAUCAAUGAAGUUUUUGUGCGCGAUAAGAUAUCAGCG
Zychaea mexicana is the source of this 581-nucleotide messenger RNA. RefSeq names its product AP complex, mu/sigma subunit. Lineage: Eukaryota; Fungi; Mucoromycota; Mucoromycetes; Mucorales; Lichtheimiaceae. The transcript has 4 exons. The coding region runs from base 171 to 467 and encodes 98 amino acids. Gene Ontology annotation, biological process: vesicle-mediated transport; protein transport. The record is from RefSeq and is a predicted model, not a curated record. Gene Ontology annotation, cellular component: intracellular membrane-bounded organelle.